Corylus avellana is the source of this 837-nucleotide messenger RNA. The record is from RefSeq and is a predicted model, not a curated record. NCBI's taxonomy places the organism in Eukaryota, Viridiplantae, Streptophyta, Magnoliopsida, Fagales, Betulaceae.
AUGAAAGAUAUUGGCUUGGAUGAUGAAGAUUCUCAGAGCUCUUCUGAAUGUAGUAGUUCUAUUGGGGAAGAAGAAGGCAAUGAGAGUGAUGAUAGAUCAAGUUACUCAACUACAUUCGUCGGUGGUAUUCCUGAGAUUCCAGCCAUGUUGAGUGUCACGAUAGGGAGCGAAGUGGAGGCGCUGAGCAAGAAGUUUGUUGACGCAGGCGCGUGGGUUUGCGCAAAAGUCACAAAGAUUAGUGCCUACACCUUCACCGUCAACUACAGCAGCCCCGACGGAAAAAUUAUAGAGGAGACGGUUCCAAGAAUAGCGGUUAGGCCAGUUCCGCCGCCUUUGGAGGGCGUCGCUAACUUCACCGCCGGUGAUAUCGUCGAGUGCUGUCACAACUUCUUUUGGCAAACAGCAAAGAUCUUCAGGGCUUUAACUGGGAGCAACUUCUUCCAAGUUCUGCUUUUCGGAGACUCCGGCGGAUUCGUUGUCCACCGAUCUUUUCUCAGGGUCCGACAGCGUUGGACUGGCGGCGGUUGGUGUGUCGUUGGAAAAAAAUCGCCGACCCAAUACAUUGAAAAGAGGAUGUGCGCGUUCGCAAAGAGGAAGCCGUGUGAGGAUUAUUCUCCGAUCAAGAAAGGGAUUGCCGGAGGUCGUCGAAAGCGCCGUCGUUUGGAUGAAGAAGAAGAUUGUGAGAGCGUUGGGUCUAAUUCUGUCGGUGAUGAGAGUAAAAGAGAUGACGAAGCUGAAUCAGUUUCCACAAAAAGGAGGAUUACUCUCGAUGACGACGAUAAAGAUUUUGCGACAAUAAUGGAUGAUAAAGCAGACUCAAUAUGUUCUUGUACAUAG